GUGUAUGUGUAUGUGUGAAUAGAUAGGGAGGGGGGACAGCAGACAGUAAAGAAACAAGUAACAAUGUAACUUACAUGUAGUUACACACACACACAUUUCUCUUGCAACAAUGUGUACGUUUUUAAGGAGGGAGGGGGCGCGCGUAGAGAGAAAGCGAGACGGGGAGAGAUAGAGAAAGGAGGAGGGGGGUGCGUUCUGAAAUAAUAUAGUCAGCCAUUUUUUAUGUAAGGGGAUUUUUUUUUCUUAUUGGGGGGGUUGUUAAAAAAUAAAUAUAAGAGGGCGGCCAUCUUUGUUGCUCUGCCUAGUGUAAAAUAUUCCAAAACGCCCCCACUUUUCCCCCCGCGUGCCGAUUUGAAUAUUAAAUAAAUAUCAUAUAGAAUUCGCUUCUCUUUUUUUGAAUACGAGGACGGAUCCAAUGACAGGAGUAUAAUGUCCUCUCCUCUCCGCUCCUGUGAGGAAGACGAGGGCAUGGUGGUUAAUUCCGAGGGAGGAGAUUUUGAUGAAGAAGAAGAAGACGACGACGACGGAGACCUAGGCGAGAACGCAAGCGACAUAAACUCGCCGGCGGCGCCUCGGGAAACUGCAACAGUAGCCGCAGCCGCCGCCGCUGCCGCGCCAGAAGAGGCGGCAGAGAAAUCAGACAGAGAGGUCCCGUGCAGGAAGAAAGGAAGGCCAAAGAAAAAAAAGGACACAAAGAAGAAGGAGAAAGAGGGGAAACCUGCCAAAGUGAAAAAACGCAAGAAGAUCGACAGUGACGUAGAGAGAGACUCUGACAGAGAAAAAGACUACGGUGGGAACUCAGACAGUGUAGCCAGUGACUAUGGAUCUGGUGAGAAAAAGAAAAAGAAAAAACAUAAAGAAAGGAAAGAAAAGAAAACCAAGAAGAAGAAAAAAGAUGACGGGGACCGUGACAGUAGUCAAGAGGAAACAACAAAGCAACCAGUAGAACAGAAAAACUCAGCACAGCUGGCAAAGGAGUGGGGUUUGGAGGAUGUUGAUCAUACCUUCACAGAGGAAGACUACAGGGAGCUCACAAACUACAAAGCCUUCAGCCAGUUCAUGCGGCCAAUGAUAGCCAAGAAAAACCCUAAGAUCCCCAUGUCAAAGAUGAUGACCAUCUUGGGGGCCAAAUGGAGAGAGUUCAGCUCCAACAACCCCUUCAAAGGCAACGCUGCUGCUGUUGCGGCGGCUGCUGCAGCUGCUGCCAUCGCCGUCGCCGAGCAGGUCUCAGCAGCGACCGCUUCGCCCGAGCCGCCACCACAGCCACCACCGAUCAGAAAAGCCAAGACAAAAGAAGGCAAAGGUCCUGGCUAUAAGAAGCGCAGUAAAAGUCCUCGAGUCUCAGACAAGAAAAAGGCUCUUACGAAGGCUAAAAAGAUGGCACCUAUUCGUAUCAAACUGUCGCCCAUAAGUGCCAAGAGGAAGAAGAGCUGCUCGAGUGAGGAUGUGGAUGAGGAUGAGUCUGAGCAGGAGGACUCCAGCGUUCACAGCUCCUCGGUUCGCUCCGACAGCUCUGGCCGCGUCAAGAAGAACAAGCGUGGUCGGCCUGCAAAGAAGAAGAAGAAAGUCCCAGGUGAAGAGGAAGGUGAAGGCUAUGAGACCGACCAUCAAGACUACUGUGAGGUGUGUCAGCAGGGCGGGGAGAUCAUCCUAUGUGACACUUGUCCCAGAGCUUACCACCUUGUCUGCCUUGAGCCUGAACUGGAAAAAGCCCCCGAGGGUAAAUGGAGCUGCCCGCACUGCGAAAAAGAGGGAAUCCAAUGGGAAGCAAAGGAUGAGGAGUUUGAGGACUUCGAGGAGGACAGCGAGGACAGAGUGAUAUCAGAUGUUGCACUCGGGGUCCCCACCGGUGCGGAGGAUGAAGAUGACGACCACAUGGAGUUCUGUCGUGUGUGUAAAGAUGGAGGGGAACUGUUGUGCUGCGACACCUGCACCUCGUCCUACCACAUCCACUGUCUAAACCCACCGCUGCCGGAGAUUCCCAACGGAGAAUGGUUGUGUCCACGAUGCAUGUGUCCACCAAUCAAAGGUCGUGUCCAGAAGAUCCUCCACUGGCGGUGGGGAGAACCUCCUCCUCCCAUUCCUGUUCCUCCUGCUCCUGAUGCACCACCUGAUGCUCCACCACCACCUCCAAUGAAGGGCAGAGCCGAGAGGGAGUUCUUUGUCAAACUGGUGGGACAGUCUUAUUGGCACUGUACAUGGAUCACUGAGCUCCAGAUGGAAAUCUUCCAUUCAGUGAUGUACAGAAACUACCAGAGGAAGACGGACAUGGACGAACCUCCCUGUCUUGAUUAUGGUUCAGGAGAGGACGAGAAUGGAGUGGGAAAGAGUGAAAAGAGGAGAGCAAAGGAUCCCCAGUACGCCAUCCUCGAAGACCAGUACUACAGAUAUGGCAUCAAACCAGAGUGGAUGAUGAUCCACCGCAUCAUCAACCAUAGUGUGGACAAGAAGGGGAUUUACCAUUACCUGGUCAAGUGGAGAGACCUGACCUACGACCAGUGUACCUGGGAGAGAGACGACCUUCAAAUCCCUGAUUUUGCAAUUUAUAAGGCCAACUACUGGAGGCACAGGGAUUUAAUAAUGAAGGAAGAUCCAGACAAACCGAGGAAGAUGAGGAGCAAAAACCAAGAGGGUGAAGAGGAGUCUCCUGCUUCACCAGUCACCGAUCCUACGAUAAAAUACGAAGAGCAGCCAGACUUUGUCACAUCGACAGGUGGGACGCUGCAUCUGUACCAGCUCGAGGGUCUGAACUGGUUGAGGUUUUCCUGGGCUCAGGGCACAGACACUAUCCUAGCAGAUGAGAUGGGCCUGGGCAAAACUAUCCAGACCAUUGUCUUCCUCUAUUCACUUUUCAAAGAGGGUCACACUAAAGGCCCGUUCCUGGUCAGCGCUCCACUCUCCACCAUCAUCAACUGGGAGAGGGAGUUUGAGAUGUGGGCGCCUGAUUUCUACGUAGUGACGUACACCGGAGACAAGGACAGUCGAGCUAUCAUCAGAGAGAAUGAGUUCUCCUUCGACGACACAGCUGUUAAAGGAGGAAAGAAGGCCUUCAAACUGAGGAGGGAAGCUCCUAUUAAAUUCCAUGUUCUGCUGACGUCCUAUGAGUUGGUGACCAUCGACCAGACGGCACUCAAGUCCAUCGACUGGGCGUGUUUGGUGGUGGACGAGGCUCACCGCCUUAAGAACAACCAGUCCAAGUUUUUCAGGCGACUGAAUGACUAUAAGAUCGACCACAAGCUGCUGCUGACAGGAACUCCACUACAGAACAACCUGGAGGAGCUGUUUCACCUGCUCAACUUCCUCACACCCAACCGCUUCAAUAACCUUGAUGGCUUCUUGGAGGAGUUUGCCGACAUUUCAAAGGAGGACCAGAUUAAGAAGCUCCACGAUCUGCUGGGGCCUCACAUGCUGCGCAGGCUGAAGGCCGACGUUUUCAAGAACAUGCCCUCCAAGACCGAGCUGAUUGUCCGAGUGGAGCUGAGCCCCAUGCAGAAGAAAUACUACAAGUUGAUAUUGACCAAGAAUUUUGAGGCUCUGAACUCAAAAGGUGGAGGAAACCAGGUGUCGCUGCUCAACAUCAUGAUGGACCUAAAAAAGUGCUGCAACCAUCCCUACCUCUUUCCUGUUGCCUCCAUGGAAGCCCAAAAAACACCCAGUGGCGCAUACGAGGGCUCGGCCCUCACAAAGUCUUCUGGGAAACUGACAUUGUUGCAGAAGAUGCUGAGGAAACUGAAAGAGCAGGGGCACAGAGUCCUUGUCUUCUCACAGAUGACUAAGAUGCUGGACUUAUUAGAAGAUUUCCUUGACUAUGAAGGUUAUAAGUAUGAGAGAAUUGAUGGAGGCAUCACAGGAGCGCUGAGACAAGAGGCCAUUGACCGCUUCAAUGCUCCUGGUGCCUGUCAGUUUUGUUUCUUGCUCUCCACCAGAGCAGGAGGUUUGGGCAUCAACUUGGCCACAGCAGACACCGUUGUCAUCUUCGACUCUGACUGGAACCCUCACAACGACAUUCAGGCGUUCAGUCGAGCUCACCGAAUCGGACAGGCCAACAAGGUGAUGAUCUACCGCUUUGUGACCAGAGCCAGUGUGGAGGAGCGGAUCACUCAAGUGGCCAAGAGGAAAAUGAUGCUGACCCACCUGGUGGUCCGGCCCGGCCUGGGAUCCAAGGCUGGCUCUAUGUCCAAACAGGAACUGGACGACAUCCUGAAGUUUGGAACAGAAGAGCUCUUCAAGGAUGAGGGAGAAGGUAUGAAAAACAAUACGGGGGAUAAGGUUGAGGACGAGGGCAGCGUGAUUCACUACGACAGCACCGCCAUCGAGAGGCUGCUGGACCGAAGCCAGGACGCCACAGAUGACUCAGAUGUCCAGAACAUGAACGAGUACCUCAGCUCCUUUAAAGUGGCCCAGUACAUGGUCCGAGAGGAGGAUAAGAUCGAGGAGAUCGAACGGGAGAUCAUCAAACAGGAGGAGAACGUGGAUCCAGAUUAUUGGGAGAAAUUGUUGCGGCACCACUAUGAGCAGCAACAAGAAGAUCUCGCGAGCAAACUGGGUAAAGGCAAGAGGAACCGCAAGCCUGUCAACUACAAUGACGCAGCACAGGAAGACCAAGAGUGGCAUGCUGACAUUUCAGAUAACCAGUCCGAGUAUUCGGUGGGUUCUGAGGAGGAGGAUGACGACUUUGACGAUCGGCCAGAAGGUCGAAGGCAGUCAAGACGCCAGUUGAGGAAUGACAAGGACAAACCUCUGCCUCCACUUCUGGCCAGAGUUGGCGGCAACCUUGAGGUGCUGGGUUUUAACACACGCCAGCGAAAGGCUUUCCUGAACGCAGUGAUGCGCUGGGGGAUGCCGUCUCAGGACGCUUUCUCCUCUCAGUGGCUGGUGAGAGACCUCAGGGGCAAGUCUGAAAAAGAAUUCAAAGCUUACGUGUCGCUCUUUAUGCGUCACUUGUGUGAGCCUGUGGCCGACGGUGCUGAGACGUUCGCGGACGGCGUCCCGAGGGAGGGUUUGUGUCGCCAGCCGGUCCUCACUCGAAUCGGCGUCAUGUCCCUCGUCAAGAAGAAGAUCCAGGAGUUUGAGCACAUCAACGGACGGUGGAGUCUCCCGGAGCUCAAGCCCGAGGUGAGCGUUGACAAGGUGUCCUCCAGGGCCUCCUCUCCUGCGGUGAAGACAGCCACGCCCACACCGGACGCAAGCUAUAACAACACGCCGUGCACCUCCAAGCCAGCGACUCCUGCUCCAGCAGACAAGCUAGAAAAGAACGGGAAAGAGGGAGAGAAGGUGGAGGACAAAGAGGAAGGUGAGACCCCGUCGGAGAAAGUGAAGGAAAAGGAUGAGGGAAAAGAGGUGGACAGCAGCAAGACUGGAGACCCUGAAGAGAUUUCCUCUGUGGCUAAAGAGCGACCUCAAAGUGUGUCUCCUGGUCAAGCUGAAGGCAAAGAGGAGAGCAAAGUGAAGGAGGUGGAUAAGAAAGAAUCAUCUGACUGUUCACCUGCCACACUGGAGGAGAAGAAAGAGCAGGAGGAAAGUAAAGAAGAGGCCAAACAAACAUCAAAGCAAGACGCUGAGUGUAAAGAAGAGAAAUCAGAAGGAGAGAAGGCGGCAGAGGAGCGGGAAAAAGACAAAGAAAAGCGCGAAGAUGCAUCGACGGAAGCGACCGAUGCCAAGGAGAAGUCUGAGGUGACUGAGGUGAAGAAAGUAACAGAGGAGUUAAAAGGUGAAAAGGAUGCCGCGAAAGAUGUCAAAGCAACUAAGGAGGAGACCCCCAAGGUUAACGCGAAGCCUCCGACUGAGCGACCACGCUUCAUGUUCAACAUCGCCGAUGGUGGCUUCACUGAGCUGCACACUCUUUGGCAGAAUGAGGAGCGGGCUGCCGUCUCCUCAGGGAAGAUGAACGAGAUCUGGCACCGCCGACAUGACUUCUGGCUGCUGGCAGGAAUAGUGAUUCACGGCUACGCUCGGUGGCAGGACAUCCAGAAUGACCCUCAGUUUGCCAUCGUCAACGAGCCUUUCAAGUCGCAGGCGAAUAAAGGCAACUUCCUGGAGAUGAAGAACAAGUUUCUGGCUCGACGCUUUAAGCUGUUGGAGCAGGCACUAGUGAUAGAGGAGCAGCUGCGGCGGGCGGCGUACCUGAACAUGACCCAGGACCCCAGCCACCCAGCAAUGGCACUCAAUGCACGCUUUGCAGAGGUGGAGUGUCUGGCGGAGUCGCACCAGCAUCUCAGCAAGGAGUCACUGGCGGGCAACAAGCCAGCCAAUGCUGUCCUACACAAAGUGUUGAACCAAUUGGAGGAGCUGCUGAGCGACAUGAAGGCCGAUGUGACGCGACUGCCGGCCACGCUGUCCAGAGUACCACCCAUCGCCGCCCGUCUGCAAAUGUCCGAGAGGAGCAUCCUCAGCCGUCUGGCUAGCAAGGGCACAGAGACGCACACCCCCCCGCCCAUACCUCCAGGACCCUACGCCACCCCUCAGAACUACGGAGCCCCCUUCACCCCUGCACCGCCAAGCGCCCUACACAUGGGAGGGGCCAAUUACAGUCAAAUGCCACCCGGAUCCUUCAUAUCAGAAGCCGCUGCCGCUGCUGGGGCCACCGGGGGAGCUGCUGGGGGCGCCGCUGGAGGGCCAACCGCCGCCAGCGUUUGCCAGAAGACCAAGGAGCACGAUGUGGUGCAGCGGCAACGAGUAGUGGACCUCUGGAAGGAUGGCAAAUCAGAAGGGGCUAUUGGGCAGGAGCUGAGGAUGCCCAAGUCCACUGUGCACAGCAUCAUUGUCAAGUACCGGCUCAGCAAUACAGUGGAGAACCUGCCGCGUAAUGGCCGACCAAAAAAACCCUGAGGUCAAAGGAGGAGUUUCACCAAGUGAGAAAAAGAAAGGACUGGAAUGCAGCAAAAAACAGACUCAAACAGAAGACAGUGGAAGCUGAAAAGGAGAGAUGAAAACCUGAAUGCAAAAGGAGGACAAGUACAAGGCACCUUAACACUGCUGGAAUGUGAGGAACAUAAAGGGAGAAGUAAAGCUCACUGGGGGGAUUGAAUAAAUACAGCAGACAAGAAGAGAGAGAGAAAAAAAAGGACAGGACAUGAAAAGUGAAAAGAAGUACUGGCAGUGUGAUCCGCAAAAUAAAACAAGCAAUCAGCCACAGAGGGAAGAGAGGGAAGAGUGGUCCAAAAUACCAAGGGAGAGGUGAAAAGCUGGCCCCUGAGAUCAAGCACUAAUGAUGCGUGGGGGGAAAAUGAGGCAAGGAGACAGAAAAAAAGGGAGACAAGACCUGUGUGGAACAAACAAAUCCUGAAGCGCGAGGAAAACUUGCCACUGAAAAAAAGCCCAGAAAUCUGUCUUUUAAGGAACUAUGUCUGGACUGAAGAGGGAAUGGAAAAAAAGACAGUAUGUUAAUGCAAUCACAGGUUUGCAAAAAUUCAGAUAUGGCGGCCGAACUGAAGAAAAAUGCAACAAAGGAGUGUUGUUGUUUUUUUUUUUGUUAAUUUUUCAUGACUUCUUUUUCUGCCCCGCCAUACCCUCCCACCCCCACCACCACCACCGCCCCCUAUGCCGAAAAAAAGAUUUCCCCCUGGAUCAAUUCUUCAUCCACCGGUUGACUGAACAAGCCUGCCCCCUCGCUCUGACCUUGCACUCCCUCAUUCUUCCACAGUCCUCCACUCCUCUGUCUCUCUCUCUCUCACACACACACACACACACACACACACACACACACACACGUACACAUACAUACGUACGCUCUAGAGCCCACACACAACCUGAAGACCUGCAGAGAAGUUGAAACGUCUGCCGAGUACGAGCAGAUGAGAUCCAGACUCAAAAUAGAAAGGGACAAAGUGGACUCAGACUUUCUUGAAAAAAAAAAAGAAAAGCAAAGAAAGAAAAACAGUUAUAGUCUUAAAUAUAAAACACUAUUUCCCAUGGACUCUUUUGCCCUGACAUUCCUCAGUCCAACCAAGUGUUUAAGCAAGAACCAUAAAUGUAAAAAAGCUGAGACAUUGCCUUUGACCAACAAUCAGUAGCAGUGUUGCUGUGACCCGCUCUGAUUGAACUAUGUACUGUAUAACGUAUUUGCUAUUGCACCUUUUUUAGAGGGGUCACGUAAAGGGGAAUAUCACUCAAGUGAAGUAUUUACAUUUCCUGUUUUAAACCUCAUCACAGGAAAAACAAAAAAAAACAAAAAACUGUAUUUAUGAGCAGCUCUUCCCCGAAGCCUGAGACUGUAAUCUGUCACUGAAAGAAAAAGGGAGACUCACUUUGAAGCCGGGAGAGACUUUUCUUUCUUUUUGUUCUUCGAGCGUCUUUUAUUGUGACAGUGUGAUGGAUUCCACGCUGGAAAAUGUCCCCUGAUCCCAGGGAAAAUAAAACACUCUGGACUCUGUCAUCGUUUUUCCAGCUGAGCAUGAGUGUGUGUGUGCAGUAGAGCUGUACAUCAGUGUGACAUCCCAAAGUGGGGAGCAGCAGGACAAACUCUUUUGCCUCGUUUUUUUGGACAGAGGAGACGUGAACAAUCGGUUACACAGUCCAGACUUUUCCUGGACGUACAGUACGAGUAUUUUAAGUUUAAAUUGAGUGGUAUUUCCCUUUCAGCUCGGAGGACAUUAAGACCAGAAAAGUGUGGCAUUGGUGCGGCCCACAAUCAGGACACGGGAGUGUGUGCGCAGGUUGAGGAAGGCCGUUAUGAAUGUCUGUUAUGUGUAUUUUUCACAAAAAUAGGUAAAUAUCAUUUUAAAUGUUCCAUAUUGGCACCAAUAUAAGUUUAUUUAUGAAUUUCAAGUACUGUUUUAAGAAAUAUAAACCUGUUUUUUCUACAAAUGUGUUCUUCUGUUUCAUCUACAUUAAGCAGAAAAAAAAAAUUACUUGAAGCUGCACUGAUCAAUAUUUUUAUAUCAAUCAAUCAAUCAAAUGUGAAAGUGGUCACUAAUAAAAACAUACCAACAGAUUAAAGACCAGACUCUACAGAU
Solea senegalensis (Senegalese sole) is the source of this 8954-nucleotide messenger RNA. RefSeq names its product chromodomain helicase DNA binding protein 3 (gene chd3). Gene Ontology annotation, biological process: chromatin remodeling; negative regulation of transcription by RNA polymerase II. NCBI's taxonomy places the organism in Eukaryota, Metazoa, Chordata, Actinopteri, Pleuronectiformes, Soleidae. Bases 430 to 6828 code for a protein of 2132 amino acids. The record is from RefSeq and is a predicted model, not a curated record. Gene Ontology annotation, cellular component: chromatin; NuRD complex; nucleus. The transcript has 40 exons. Gene Ontology annotation, molecular function: ATP binding; ATP hydrolysis activity; DNA binding.